Messenger RNA from Nerophis lumbriciformis (worm pipefish), 3220 nucleotides. RefSeq lists its product as uncharacterized. The record is from RefSeq and is a predicted model, not a curated record. NCBI's taxonomy places the organism in Eukaryota, Metazoa, Chordata, Actinopteri, Syngnathiformes, Syngnathidae. Gene Ontology annotation, molecular function: DNA-binding transcription factor activity, RNA polymerase II-specific; RNA polymerase II cis-regulatory region sequence-specific DNA binding. Gene Ontology annotation, biological process: regulation of transcription by RNA polymerase II.
UACUUCUGGUAGUGAAAGAUGGCAAGAUGGCGGACUGAGUGGCUGUUAGCGUACCCGUUUAUAAAUGACGACAUUACCACAAACUGCAAUGGAUUAACCUAAAUUAUUAUUUCUUUAUUAAGCCCACUACGGAAGUUGAGUUUGAAGCGAUGGAGUGUUACCUGAAGUGAAGAUUGAAGACGUGAUAGAAGAUGGACGACUACUGCUAUGCUAAGAUGGCGACGUCCGCUAAAAGAGAACAUGAAAGAGAAUCAACUUCCAGCAAAUCACCAACGGAGAUAAAGACGAAAGAUGAAGAUGUCCAGCAGCUGAUUGGUCUUUCAGAAGAUCUUCCCCCGCAGUCAGUAGGGGGGAGCUCCACUUUGAAGCAGGAGACUCCACAACCACCCUGCAUUAAAAAGGAAGAGGAGGAACUCUUCAUCACUCAGGAGGGAGAGUGUCUUCUAGGACGAGAGGAAGCUGAUCACACCAAGUUUCCACUGAGUAUUCUCUCUGUGAAGACUGAAGAUGAUGAAGAGAAACCACAAGUAGACAACCUCUUAGCUCCACUAUCAGAUAGUGAGGCUGAAGAUGAGGUUGAAGUAACUUUGAGCAGCGAUAAAGACUGUGAAGGUGAUAUGAGGACUCACACUGACAACAAACAAUCUGACUCCUCAAAAAAGAAAACAGACGUCCAGCAGCUGAUUGAUCAUCCAGAAGAAGUUUCCCCUCAGUCAGGGGAGAGCUCCACUUUGAAGCAGGAGACUCCACAACCACCCUGCAUUAAAAAGGAAGAGGAGGAACUCUGCAUCACUCAGGAGGGAGAGUGUCUUCUAGGAUGUGAGGAAGCUGAUUACACCAAGUUUCCACUGAGUAUUCUCUCUGUGAAGACUGAAGAUGAUGAAGAGAAACCACAAGUAGACAACCUCUUAGCUCCACUAUCAGAUAGUGAGGCUGAAGAUGAGGUUGAAGUAACUUUGAGCAGCGAUAAAGACUGUGAAGGUGAUAUGAGGACUCACACUGACAACAAACAAUCUGACUCCUCAAAAAAGAAAACAGACGUCCAGCAGCUGAUUGAUCAUCCAGAAGAAGUUUCCCCUCAGUCAGGGGAGAGCUCCACUUUGAAGCAGGAGACUCCACAACCACCCUGCAUUAAAAAGGAAGAGGAGGAACUCUGCAUCACUCAGGAGGGAGAGUGUCUUCUAGGACGAGAGGAUGCUGAUCUCAGCAAGUUGCCACUGAGUAUUCUCUCUGUGAAGACGGAAGAUGAUGAAGAGAAACCACAUGUAGACAACCUCUUAGCUCCACUAUCAGAUAGUGAGGCUGAAGACGAGGUUGAAAAACCUUUAAGCAGUGAUAAAGACUGUGAAGGUGAUAUGAGGACUUACAUUCACAUCAAACACUCUGAUUGCUCUAAAAAGGAGACAGGUAAAAAACAUUUCAGCUGCUUAGUUUGUUCUAAAAGCUUUACUAGAAAGGACAAUUUGACUCGACACAUGAGAACACACACAGGAGAAAAACCAUUUAAUUGCUCAGUUUGUGGUAAAAGUUUCUUUCAAAAGAGCAGUUUGACUCCACACAUGAGAACACAUGCAGGAGAGAAACCAUUUAAUUGCUCAGUUUGCGGUAAAAGCUUUUUUCAAAAGAGCAGUUUGACCCCACACAUGAGAACACAUGCAGGAGAGAAACCAUAUAGAUGCUUGGUUUGUGGUAAAGGCUUUUCUCAAAAGAGCAGUUUGACUCAACAUAUGUCAAUACACACAGGAGGGAAACCACUCAACUGCUUAGUUUGUGGUAAAAGCUUUUCACGAAAAAACAAUUUGUCUCGACACAUGAGAACACACACAGGGGAGAAAUCAUUCAACUGCUCAGUUUGUGGUAAAAGUUUUUGUCAAAAAAUAGAUUUGACCCGACAUAUGAGAAGACACACAGGAGAGAAAUCAUUUAUUUGCUCAUUUUGUGGUAAAGGUUUUGCUCUCAGCAACAAUUUGACUCAACAUAUGAGAAGACACACAGGAGAAAAAGCAUUUAGUUGUUCAGUUUGUGGUAAAAGAUUCCGUCGUAAUGCAGCCGCAGUAAAACACUUAAGAAAACACACGGGAGAAUAACCAACAUGCUGUUUUUUGUCUGAUUGUGCAAACAUUCCUUAUUCUUUCCUUUAUGCCUUUUUUUUUUGCAGUCUUUUAGCGCCCCCAGUUUUCAUCCCAUCUGAACUGUUAAGGUAUCAAAAUGUACAACCAGGAAUUGUUAGCUAUCAAAUAUUCAUCUUCCCAGAACACAAAGAUUACCCAGAUUUCCAGGUUUUCCAGGACAUUUUCCCAUUGAAAACAGAUGGGCCAAUUUUCCACAUUGUUCCACCAUCCACAGACUCCACUCACCCUGGACAUUCAAGCCAAGUUUCAAAAUGUCCCUUUUUUCUCAGAAUUUCCAGGACCAUUUCCCCAUUGAAAAUGAACUGAAGGCUUACAAACCUCUUCAUAUCCCACAUCUCUUAUCCGAUUCUAACCUUUCCAGCAUCCACACAUUCCACUCACCCUGGACUUUUAGACAAAAAAAUUUCCAUCUUCAACAAUUUUCCUGAUUACCAGGAAGUCCGGUUAUAAUCACCGUUGUUUUAGCCCUUUUUCUUUUGACUUUUUCUGCCCCAUUUGUAUUUGAUCAGAACCAUUCAAGCAUCUAAACCUUUGACUCUGCCUGGAAUCGAUAGGGAAACAUAUUUGUUUUCUUCCAAAAUUUCCCUAUUUACCAAGAAAUCCUGGUCCUCGAGGACAUUAUUUUACUCCAUUUAUUACCUGAUUUGAACUGUCGCACCAUAAUAGAUUUUAUUUGUAAAAAGCACUUUACAUUGAGUAAACAACCUCAAAGUGUAUUAAAAAAAAAAAAAAAGAUAAUAAAAAUUAAAGCUGCAAGCAGCGAUGGACGGGACCGACUUUGAUGGCACAUAAAAUCCAAACCGAAACAGUAAUUAAAACUCUUUGGUCAACUUUUAAUCAGAAGGGUUCAAUCUCUCUCCUGUGCUAGUUUGAAGCCGACACGACAAACGCGCUCAGAGGAGAUCAUGUUUGAAAAAAGGUGACCGGUUUUUACAAAACUUUUGUUUUGAAGGGGGAAUUGCAAACUUCCUGUUGAUUUUUGCUGGGGGUUGUCAGUAUAUGAAAUGUAGGUCUAAGUGAAACCUACAUGGAGUGUUUCAUGUCUCUAAGACGUUCCUAAUGGAAGUUACAGGCAGUUUUGUCUGAGU